AUGGGUGUCCGACCUUGUUUACCAUCUUCUGUUAUCGGCCCGGAUACCGCCUGCGAUAUCCGAAUCUCGGUGACAGGCAACGAAUGCGACAAAUACCCAGCCAAGUCGCACGCGCGCAAGACGGCGCUGAAACUCGGUGCCUCCUCCGGCCUGAUCUACCUCGCCGGCCAACCCACCAUCAACUGGGGCGACUCGGACCAACCGCGAACCUUCCGACAAAGGCGUUACUUCUACUAUCUCACCGGUGCCGACGAGGCUGACUGCCAUGUCACCUACGAUAUCCAAAAUGACCUCCUUACCCUCUACGUGCCGGACUUCGACCUGCAUCGCGCUAUCUGGAUGGGUCCCACGCUGACCGUGGACGAGGCUUUGCGGCGCUACGACGUCGACCGCGUGCGCUACCAUGCGUCCCUGUCUGACGAUAUUCAGUCCUGGGCGCGGAAGUCCAGCCAUACCAACAACCCCAUCUAUAUCCUCCACGAGACGCAGAAACCCGCGCUUCCAAAUACCAGCAGCGGCAUCCGGUAUAGCCAUGACCGUCUUCUCCCGGCCAUGAACGUAGCGCGUAUGGUCAAAGACGAAUACGAGAUUCGGAUGAUCCGACAUGCGAAUAAGAUCUCGGGGCUGGCGCAUCGCAAGAUCCUAGAGAACAUUUACAAGAUGAAGAACGAGACGGAGAUCGAGGGCCUGUUUCUAGAUACGUGCGUGUCGCACGGCGCGAAGAACCAAUCCUACGAGAUCAUCGCCGGGUCAGGAGAGAAUGCCGCCGUGCUGCACUACGUCAAGAACGACGAGCCCCUGCACGGAAGACAGCUGGUCUGUCUAGACGCGGGGGCCGAAUGGAACUGCUACGCCAGCGACGUCACGCGGACCAUUCCCCUGCCAGGGUCAGGGUCAGGGUCGUCGUCGUCAUCAGACUGGCCCAGCGAACGCGCCAAAGCCAUCUACGAGAUCGUCGAAGACAUCCAAGAACGCUGCAUCAAGCUCUCAAAGGAAGGCUCCAGCUUUGCACUCUUACAGAAAGUCGCCCGAUUCUACACCGUCAAGGGACUCCGUCGUCUCGGGGUCCUCCGCGGCGACGACAUCAACGAGAUCCUCGCAUCGGGGGCAUCCAAUAUCUUCUUCCCGCACGGGCUCGGCCACCACGUCGGUCUCGAAGUCCACGACGUCACGCAAACCUCGAACACCGCGCAAGACCGCUCCAGUAUCAAGCAAUGGGGUGGGCGCUCGUUCGUGCCGCCCAUCCCCUGCAGCAACGAACAUAGUAGUACAUUGACCUCUUCUUCACAACCCGACGCCUUCGAAGAAGGCAUGAUCAUCACCGUCGAACCUGGUAUCUACUUCUCUCGUCUGGCUCUGCGGAAUGCCCGUACCUUGCCUUUGGCCAAGUAUAUCAACUUCGAGGAGGCGGAGAAGUAUAUUCCCGUGGGGGGCGUCCGGAUCGAAGACGACCUGUUGAUCACCAAGGGCGGGCCGGCGAAUCUGACGACGGCGCCCAAGGGGCAGGAGAUGUUAGAUAUUCUCCGUCGCGGGAUUCGAAAUUGA
This is a messenger RNA of Aspergillus melleus, 1545 nucleotides long. RefSeq names its product aminopeptidase P family protein. Lineage: Eukaryota; Fungi; Ascomycota; Eurotiomycetes; Eurotiales; Aspergillaceae. Gene Ontology annotation, molecular function: manganese ion binding; metalloaminopeptidase activity. The record is from RefSeq and is a predicted model, not a curated record. The transcript has 2 exons. The coding region runs from base 1 to 1545 and encodes 514 amino acids.